This is a messenger RNA of Funneliformis mosseae, 2346 nucleotides long. The record is from the annotation of a GenBank genome assembly. Lineage: Eukaryota; Fungi; Glomeromycota; Glomeromycetes; Glomerales; Glomeraceae.
AUGGCGACUUUACAAAAAAGACGUAACGGAAGACGAAAUAAUCAAGACGAGACACCAAACAAAUUAAAGAAGAAAAGUUCUAAAGUAACUGAACAAAUUGUGGCUACUCAAGACGAAACUCCGGUGUCAAAUGUUGUUGUUCCAGUGGAUUUCGAGGAAAAAAUUAAACCAAUAAACAAUGGAAUUUCUUCUUCACCACCAUCACCACAAAAUGAGCAAGCUUCAUCCCCAGCGGUAACACCAAGCAAAAAGAAUAAUACACCAAAAAAACGAAAAGUUAGCAAACCACCGCCUGUAGAAGAGGUGACGUUAGAAGAUAAGUCGGAAACUAUAUCAUUAGAUCAAACUGUGAUAGAGCAACCAGUUUUAUCGAUUAAGAAAGAAAAAGGUUCUUCUAUUCGAAAACGUAAUCGAAUUUUACCUCAAAGAGGGAAAAAAAUUAAUAGUGAUACUCAAUUACCACAAACUCCAUUACAAACAACGACGCAACUUCAAAACGAAAUACCACAAGAAAGACCACCACCACCUUCGUCACAACCUCAAUUAGAGAUACAAAAACCCCAAAAAACGAGAGGUCAUUCGACUCAGAAGCGGAAAGUUAAAGCUCCAGUAUUUACGGUAUCAGUAGUCACGGAGAAGGAAGAUCAAAAACCCACCAGCAACGCUGUUCCUAUAAUUUCACCUGAAGAAGCUAGUACCUCUACACCUAGAGUAGCUAUUAAAGAAGAACCUAAAGAAAUUAAUGAAAUUACUUCGCAAAAAAGACCACCGAGAAUAGUAGUCAAACCAAAAAGAAAAAGGAUAAUCAAAAGCAAGGAAACCAUAUCUAGUGAUGAUGAAGAUCUGGAUGAAGAACCUGUUAUUCCAAAUAAUAUUAUGAAAGCACAAACAAUUAGUGAAUCAUCAGGAUCAUUAAAUUCCCAAUCUAAAUUAUCAAAGAAACGAGGUAAUGCAAAUGGUACAGUCACCAAUAAAGACGCGGCUGUAAAAACUCGUAUCACUAGACAACGAACAAAAACAACAAAUAAGGGAAAGACGGGUAGAGGUCGAAGGAAAUUGAUUAGAUUAGACGAUGAUGAUAUUGAAAGGGAUAUAUCCAAAUUUUCUGAUGCAGAGACUAUUAAGAAUGAAACAGAUGAAAAACUGGAUCAAUUGAUAAAUCAUAUCUCUGACAAUAGACAAACAGUAGAGAGUGGUGAACAAGAACGGGAGCAAGCUGCUGUUGUUAAUUUGCCAUUUGGUGGUAGAUUAACAACAGAAGAAGCGGAUACAUCGAAGACGCGUCCAGAUAAUUAUGAUAAAGUGAGAUUCGAGAAUGCUAAAAACAAGGCUGAAGCUGCUAUGCAACCAAGACAAGAAAUUACCUUUGACAUAGAAGAUCAGCCUCAAAUAUUCGCAGAUGCUACUCCAAAAAUAAGGUCGAUCAGAUUUGGUGACUGGGAAAUGGAUACAUGGUACGUAGCUCCCUAUCCCGAGGAAUAUAGUUGGUAUCCAACUCUUUAUAUUUGUGAAUAUUGCUUGAAAUAUAUGAAGAGCAAAUAUAUUGCAGAUCGACACAAGAUGAAAUGUCCGAUGAAACAUCCCCCUGGUGACGAAAUUUAUCGAGAUGGACAAAUCUCGAUCUUUGAGGUCGACGGACGUAAAAAUACUAUCUAUUGUCAAAAUUUAUGUCUCUUGGCUAAAAUGUUUUUGGAUCACAAGACACUUUAUUAUGAUGUAGAACCGUUCUUGUUUUAUGUUAUGACCGAAAUAAACGAUAUGGGAUGUCAUUUUGUGGGGUACUUUUCUAAGGAAAAACGUUCCCCUUUGAAUUAUAACGUGUCAUGUAUUUUAACGUUACCCAUUCAUCAGCGAAAAGGAUAUGGAAAUUUACUAAUUGAAUUUAGUUACCUUUUAACAAAAAGGGAAAACAAAACAGGAUCACCAGAGAAACCUUUGUCUGAUCUUGGUCUUCUCAGUUAUCGUUAUUAUUGGCGCAACGUACUUUUCGAAGUGCUAAAUAAUUCACCAGAUGCUCUUAAGCUAAGUCGUGCAACAAGUAUGACAGUCAACGACAUUAUAGCCACCCUUCAGAUUAAUAAUAUGUUGGUGAGGGAUGAAGAAAAUGGCACAUAUAGGAUCGUUGUUGACAAAGACUUAAUUAAGAAUCAUCUUGAUAAGGUGACAGCCAAAGGGUAUCCAAGAAUAAAAUCAGAAAAUCUUCGAUGGACACCAUUUAUUUUAACAAGGGUCUUGCGAAGAGUACAGGAUCUUGAAAACGAAAAGAGCUUGGAUAUGCAAGAACAACAGAAUCCAAUUGAUCGUAUUAAUAAAUCAUUCGAUGAAAAUAUGGACGCUGAUGAUUAA